AUGAACGGUUCCCAGAUCAAGCAGGCCGCAAUCCAGAAGGCCAAACAGGUGACUGCGAAUGUGUCGAAUGGCGGCGCCACCAAGAAACGGAAGAAGGAGUUGAAGCCCAUCAUCACAACCGAGGGGCAGCAGGAUGUUGAGAGUGCCUCGAACAUGGCAUCGUCAAAUCAAGCCAGUGCAGGACCCGGCGCAUCGAAUUCCAAGACCAUGAACCGAUCUCCUUCCUCCUCAUCGUCGACGCGAGAAGACGCGGCCGAGACGACUGCCGACGAAGAAGAUUCGGAGGACUACUGUAAAGGCGGUUAUCAUCCCGUAACCGUCGGCGAGCAAUUCAAGGAUGGAAAAUACACCGUAGUGCGCAAGCUGGGCUGGGGGCAUUUCUCGACUGUGUGGCUUUCCAGGGACAACGUUACCCAGAAACACGUCGCAUUAAAGGUCGUACGGUCUGCAGCUCAUUAUACAGAAACUGCCAUAGACGAGAUCAAGCUGCUCAACAAGAUUGUAGCCGCCAAGCCAGACCACCCUGGACGAAAGCACGUAGUCAGCCUACUGGAUUCCUUUGAACACAAGGGUCCCAAUGGCACUCAUGUGUGUAUGGUUUUUGAGGUUUUAGGAGAGAACCUGUUGGGGUUAAUCAAGCGAUGGAACCAUCGAGGUAUUCCCAUGCCGCUUGUGAAGCAAAUCACCAAACAAGUUCUCUUGGGUCUGGAUUAUUUACACCGGGAAUGUGGCAUCAUACAUACGGAUUUGAAGCCAGAAAAUGUCCUGAUCGAGAUUGGUGAUGUGGAGCAGAUCGUUAAGACUUUUGUCAAGGAGGAUUUGAAGAAGGACGACAAGGAAGACAACCGUAAUGGCCGGAGGAGACGUCGGACACUAAUAACAGGGAGUCAACCGCUACCAAGUCCUCUGAAUGCCAGUUUCAACCACGCGGACUUAAUGCGGUUUCCUGGUAGCACACCGUCUUCUCAUACGAGCCUGAACCAGAUGAUGCAAGAAGGAGGUUCAAGCAAUGCAUCUCCAAAGUCAGAAAAGGAAGAUGAAGAUAAACACAAGCAAAGAGAGAAAACCGCCGACAUACUUACGCGAGAAGUCUCAGGCAUCUCGCUCGACAAAUCCAAUGAAAAGAAAAGGGCAGAAGACGCUACUGCCGGGGAUAUCAUAUCAGUCAAGAUUGCUGAUUUGGGUAACGCAUGUUGGACAGGCCAUCAUUUUACAAACGACAUUCAGACCAGACAAUAUAGAUCCCCUGAGGUUAUCUUGGGUGCCAAAUGGGGUGCAAGUACAGAUGUUUGGAGCAUGGCUGCCAUGGUGUUUGAGUUAAUCACUGGCGACUAUCUUUUUGAUCCACAGUCGGGCACCAAGUAUGGCAAGGAUGACGAUCACAUUGCUCAGAUAAUUGAACUUCUUGGUCCCUUUCCGAAGUCGCUCUGUUUGUCUGGCAAAUGGAGUCAAGAAAUAUUCAACCGAAAAGGAGAAUUACGCAACAUCCACCGGUUACGUCAUUGGGCACUUCCUGAUGUUCUCAAAGAGAAAUAUCAUUUCAAAGAAGAAGAUGCUAAGAAGAUUGCUGACUUCCUGACACCACUGUUGGAACUUACACCAGAAAAGAGGGCAAAUGCAGGUGGGAUGGCUGGUGGGGCGUGGCUCGAGGACACUCCUGGAAUGGAAGGCAUGAAGAUUCCUGGUUUAGAAGUCGGGUCAAAAGGCGAAGGUAUUGAAGGGUGGGCGAAUGAGGUGAAAAAGCGGUGA
Molecule: messenger RNA, 1749 nt
Organism: Glarea lozoyensis ATCC 20868
Lineage: Eukaryota; Fungi; Ascomycota; Leotiomycetes; Helotiales; Helotiaceae
Product: Protein kinase-like (PK-like)
Exons: 5
Coding region: 1-1749 (582 amino acids)
Biological process (GO): spliceosomal complex assembly; protein phosphorylation; regulation of mRNA processing
Molecular function (GO): ATP binding; protein kinase activity
Source: RefSeq, a predicted model, not a curated record